CUCUCUUUCUCUUUGUUCCAUACUCUCUGUUGUGGCAAAAGUGUAAAUCUUUAGUGAAACAGAGAGAUGGACUUUGAUGAGGAGCUUAAUCUUUGUACCACCAAAGGUAAAAAUAUAGAUCCUUCUUGUGGAGAAGGUUCUUCAACAACGUCCCCAAGAUCCAUGAAGAAGAUGAGAAACCUUGAUCAUCGACCUAAACCCUAUUUCUCAUUUUCUUCUUCUUCUUCUUCCAACUCCUUGGGAGCUUUCCCCUUUCAUCUCGAUCCAACGUUUCAAAAUCAACAACUCGGGUACGUUCCGGUUAACCAGCAACACGACCAGAAGCAAAUGAUCUCGUUUAGUCCUCAACAGCCGCAACAGCAGUAUAUGUUCAAGUACUGGAGCGACACGUUGAAUCUAAGCCCAAGAGGAAGAAGAAUGAUGAUGAUGAACCAAGAAAGUAUCGUUCAGCCGUACAGCGCAACCAAGCUUUACAGAGGAGUGAGACAACGUCAAUGGGGGAAAUGGGUCGCGGAGAUACGUAAGCCAAAGAGCAGAGCACGUCUCUGGCUUGGUACCUUUGAUACAGCCGAAGAAGCUGCCAUGGCUUAUGACCGUCAAGCUUUUAAAUUGAGGGGUCAUAACGCAACACUUAAUUUUCCGGAGCAUUAUGUGAAUACAGAAGUUGAGGUUCAUGAUUCAAGCUCGUUGGAUCAGAAACAGACCCAAACGCAGCAGCCAAACGAGGUUAACUUGGAGAACAAGGAAGUAGCGGUGAGUGAUGGUGGGUUAGAGGAAGGGAUGGCUGAGGCGUGGUUCAAUGCGGUUAGAGCUGGAUGGGGUCCAGAGAGUCCUCUUUGGGAUGAUUUGGAUAGUUCUCAGUUUUCACAAAGCUCAUCUUCUUGUCCCAUGAAACCCUUCUUUUGAAAAAGGUCAUAACAGUUUAGGUUAUAGUUUAGGGUUUUGUUCAUUAGCAUUUGGAUGGAGACAGUUUUUGUGAUCUCCCACUCCAUACAUUAGUAUCAUUGUUCAUCAUUUACAUGUGUGUGUGUGCUGCUGAUUUUGCUACAUAUAUAGAUGUACCUUUUUGUUCCUUGACUUUGUUUCCUGGCCUUGAACAAGUUUAUUUAUCUGCACUGGAAAGAGUUAGCACC
Molecule: messenger RNA, 1133 nt
Organism: Brassica oleracea var. oleracea
Lineage: Eukaryota; Viridiplantae; Streptophyta; Magnoliopsida; Brassicales; Brassicaceae
Product: ethylene-responsive transcription factor ERF054-like
Exons: 1
Coding region: 67-906 (279 amino acids)
Biological process (GO): regulation of DNA-templated transcription
Molecular function (GO): DNA-binding transcription factor activity; DNA binding
Source: RefSeq, a predicted model, not a curated record